CUGAAAUCUACUAGCUUGAAGGUUUUGCUUACAUUUUCCCCUCUUCUGCAGUGAGAAGUCAUGAUGUUGUUGCACGGAACUAGGCAGUAUUGAUUCGCUUAUCGAGGAAAUACACGGUACACAUUUAUUUUUACUUCUGCACAAACGCGCGCUCUUGUACUUCUCGUCCAUACCGUCGGCGUUGCGCUAGAAAUUAACGAGAAUCGACACUUCGAAAUUCAAAGGACCACGUUGGCAUCGCUUUCCCUAGUAGUCGUUGAAAGAAUAUUAAUUCUCCACCAUGUUUACCCUCCGCGAGCUAAUUGUCAGCAACUCUGCUGAGGGCAACGCCGACGCGGGAGAACAAGCCGUGCCCCUCCCAGCAGCAGCAGGCUCCUAUGCGGUGUUGGCGGGGACGUCAACCACAAAAUUUGUCUGGUAUGCGGACCAGAAACUGGUGUUUUUCGACGCAAAGGAAGCUGCUGGUGUCGUGCGCCAGAGUGGAGGACAGGCAGCCGGAAGUGGUCAACAUCUCGGCAUUACUACACUGCCGUAUUUGCAGCCGUGUCAACGCAUUCUGUACUGCUCGCCAGUGAACCAGUCGAAAAAAGCCGGGAUUCAGGUAAACUUUUGUAUAGUAGAGUUUGAUAUAAUUGAAAUUGUGUCUGGACGAUUCCUUUCUGCGCUGCCUGCUACAACUUUUUGGGCUUUUAAUCUUUGUUUUACCCGUUUUGAUGCAUGCGUGCUUCACGGCCUAAAACAAGUCGCACUCUGUCCAUAAAAAUCGGCUGUUGACUUCAAAAAAAACCACUUCGAAAUAAACAAAAAACAGCUGCACCUCCUGGAAAAUGCCCGGACCGUGGUCCACCUCCUGCUUCGCAGCAACUUUUCCCAAGUGCUCGAGGUGAAAAGGACGGCUUUAACGGGAACCUUCGCGGCGAUGGAUGGCAGUUUACUUCUGACGCAAGAUUUCAACCUGUACGAUUUGAAUUCCGUGGUCUACUUCUCGACGACGACGUCCACUCCUUCUAGUGAGGACAUCGUUUCCACCACGACUUCCAGCGGCAGUCUUAUGCGUGCGGAUGACGUUCUUGCGAGUUCAGGCGGUGACGAUAAUCUUCCCACCGCCGCCUGCAGGAAGUGCUGCCUGCGGGAGCUGAUGUGGGGCGAGGGCUCCAUAGAAGCGGAUGUUGAACAGCAGGAGCAAGAGAGCAGCGAUGAAUUAGUAUCUUCCACCAGGCUGUUCCUCUCUACACUGAAUUACAACUAUGCGGAGGACGAGAAUGCUUCUACCACAAGUGGACUAGGCUCCUUGUCCACUACAGCGACAAUUCUCACGGUCGCCCGCCACACCGCUUUUUGUGUUUCCGUGGACUUUUCGACUGGAAAAGCGGUGUUGCUGGAGGAGAAACGCCUGCCGGAAAACUGCAGCACUUCCGAGCUGCUGUUCCAGGAACACAGUCGUUUAGGCGGUAGUUCUACUUGUGCAGGAGCUGGUACUUCUCGGGGUUCUUUGUGCUUUGCCGCAGCAGAGGACGAGCAGAGGAGAUCAUUAGUAAACGGAAUAUCAAACGAGAAAGACGGAAAGAGCGGAACAACUGCAGACAAGACAGCUAUGAAAAAGAUCAUAGCUGCGGACAGAAAAACGACGACGACGACGAGGCCAGCGUAUUUAGUGCGGGCCGACUCGAGCUGCAGUACGAAUUCCAGUGCAAGGACGACGCAAGGUCUGCGUCACGCCAGCGUGACACCAAGAAAGAUGAUCUCGGUGCAGCAACUGACGGUUUCUGAGAGUGCAGAAGCAACAGGUUCAAGCAGAAAGGUCCUCUUCGCCCCGUUCGCUGUGAACAACAAGUCUUUAUUGAGAGCAGCGACACCAGAACAAGCAGCUGCUUCUCAAAACUUGCUUGUGGAGAUCAUUGCGUCCUCAAACGGAGUCGUCGAAACAGCAGCUGUUCCUACGUCGACAACAACGAGCAGCCCACGACCUCCCAGUCAGGAUGUAGAUCUGCAGGUCGUGGACGAACAUCCUCAGCACCACCUCCCAGUCGAAAUCUGCGUCCGCAACCCCGCGGUACAGGGGCUGUGCAUGUGGCGCAGCAGCAGCAGCAUUCUUGAUUCAUCGAACAAGAUGAACUUUACCGCGGUGAUGCACUCUGCAGACUGCAUCCUUCUGCUCGCUGAAGACGCGUUAUCAUCCUCUUCGGCCACAACAACAACUACAAGUCGACGACUCUUCCAACUGGUUGCCAACGUCGACGGCUCGUCCUCUUUGUCCGCCUUACACGCCACGACCUCCGCAGUGCCUUCUCUGCAGAGCUGCGGGUUGCUCAGCGCGCUGAUUGGACGGGCGACGGGGAGUUCUUCUGCAGGAGCUACUUCGGGGAUGAAAAGACCAGUGUCUUGUUCGGAGGGUGGAGCAGCGGAGGUACUAGAGAGUUGUUUUUUCAUAGUUUCGAAAGUUGUUGUUCGGGCCUUUUCUCUAUUCUGAGGUGUUGAAAAAUCAAAAUCUAAGUCAGUAUAUGCGUGCAUUGAUUACGUCGAAAUUUUCAAUAUCCGAUUCUUGGAAAUGACUAUCACAGGCGCGACGACCCGCCGAUGUUAACCCAGAGUUGAAAAAGCGGAGGAAGUUGACCACGGAGCAGGAAGUCCUUUUGCUCACGAAAAAUCUCUUCAACAAGGGGAGCCGCCGAAUCGCGGAGAGAAAAGCUGUGGAAAUCGUGUUGAAAAACAAAAAGUUGUUUCCAAAAUUCGUGGAAACCUACGUCUAUAACGCCGACAAUUUGAUCCAAAGCCUGCGAACGCAGCUCUCCGCGGAGGUCGCGAAAGUGUGGCUGAAAACGCUGAUCAGUUACCUGAAAUACCACGAGCUCUUGCUUGUGCCCAAGAAAGUGGGCGGGAGUGGCGUUGUUGGUUGUACUUCUGGCAAUAGUAUUACCUCUUCUCGUGCACAACAAGGAGCUGCAGCAGCAGGAGGAGCCGAAGGGGCCGCGCCGGGAUCCAGUACAACUUCCAACGAGGAACAUCUUCAAGAUGAAAAAAACAAAAGCGCCGGCGAAAAUAAAAUCGACAUGGUCCCAGCAGUGACGGCCACGGGCAGUGUGCGGCACUUUCUGGGCACUAUUCCCUCGAUCGAGAAGAGCGCCAAAAUGCUGGAGCUGUUGCUGGACGCGAAGUUCAUUGAGUUUGCGUACUUCAGCCCGAUCGACCGGGAAGAUUUGCUCACGUUGCAGAAGUUCAUGCAGAAGAAGCAGAAGCAGCAGAAGCAAAUCCGCCACAUGCUGCCGUUCGUGAAGAACAUUGUGGAGCAGCAGACGGCGAAACUGGCUGAGAGGACCAUGGAAGCGGGCGGCGGCAGUGGACAGAAUUCGCUCGUCGGGGAUUCCUACCGGGUGAGCGCCUUCGAAAACCGGGGGAGGAACCUGUGCGAGUUGUUCUGUCUGGAUCUGUGAUUGCUACAAGAUGAAUUUCCGCUGCCACGAACAGGAAUUUUGAUCUUCGAGAAAGGAUCUCGCUGAGCAGCUUCUCGCAAAGAAGCUUGGAGAAGAGUUUAUGCUGUAUGCGGAAGGUAGAAAUAGAUGUCCGUCGUGCAUAAUGAUCUUCGUCACGCGAGUACUUCGAAAAGGCAAGCAACGAACAUAAUGCACGACAAGAGGCACAAGCACAACUCAACUGCGUCUGUGCCUGUGGUUUGUUUCAGAAUUAUUUCUACGUGAUCUUCGCGCGCCAUCGAGAUUAGAGCAGUUCAAACUCCGCG
Molecule: messenger RNA, 3736 nt
Organism: Amoebophrya sp. A120
Lineage: Eukaryota; Dinophyceae; Syndiniales; Amoebophryaceae
Source: the annotation of a GenBank genome assembly